Molecule: messenger RNA, 3717 nt
Organism: Ceutorhynchus assimilis (cabbage seed weevil)
Lineage: Eukaryota; Metazoa; Arthropoda; Insecta; Coleoptera; Curculionidae
Source: the annotation of a GenBank genome assembly
UUUUGAUUGUGUCGUUUGCUUUUGGUUGAAAAAGAAAUUUAGUUAUAUUCUGUUUUAAAUUAUUCGAAAAAUAUAUUCAGUUUUAUUUCAAAGUGAUAAAAGUUGCGGGCCGCAAGGAGCUGGCUUCACACUUUCGACUACGUUCGCGGAUUCAUAUUGGUGGCAAGAAGCUGGCUACAAGGAGCUAGCAUCACACACGUAUUAUUAUUUAGCCUUUAAAUACCGCCCAAAAGUAUAGUUAAAUCACCUACCUACUUUACAUAAACAAAAAUACCUAACUUACCCUUUUAUUUUAUUUUGAUGCCUAAAGUCUGAACACAUAAAACCUCAAAACUUGCAGGACACUUGAUAUUGAUAAUUGAAGUAAACAAACAACAUAUUAGAUUAUGUUGAUCUGAGAUAAAAAUGUUUAUUACUAGUCAUACAAAAUAAUUAAAAAUUUGCACGAGCAGCACAAAUUUUCAAAGUGCUUUGUUUUUGUUGUUCAAUUAUUGUAAUUGAAGAUUUCACUUUGUACCAGGGGGAUUCCCAUAUUCAAAUCGGAAAAAAAUGCUGCCAACAUGACGAAAUUCAAUUCCAAAAAAAGUACCGCCUUUAAACUACCUGAUACCACUUUAAAACUAAAAACCCCAAUAUUUAUGGGUUUGUUGUUUUAAAUUUUAAAGAGGUUAGAGUACCGCAGGAACUGCUGAGUACGGGAUAGAGAUGUGUUCGAGUAUAUUUCAGUUUACUGCACUCUGCCAAUAAUUUAUACCUAAUUUUAUUAGAUUUGAGUUGAGCAAUUUUAAUGGUUUUGUAAACUUUGGAUUCACUUACCUUUUUUUGGAUUUUGAAAUUUAUACUUUUUACCAGCACAAAACACAAGAUAAAAUAUGAAAACGCCUUGGGUCUAUUUUCGUACCAAUUGGUUCAUGAAUUCAUAAGUAUAUUGAAAAAUACUCAUGUGAAUCCCAGAUGAUUUUGAUUAGUUUUCUUUGUCGUAUUUCGAAUAGGCGAAAAGGAAAAAAUAUCGCGAAUCAUUGUUUGCGGUAUUCUCGGUGAAAUACUGAAUUUUAUUUUGCAUUCAAAUAAAUGGCUUACUUUGCAUUAAAAUGUAUUGUGUUUUAUGUCUUAGUAAGGUUCACAUUAUUUAAGUAAUUAUUAUUUAAAUCAAUAUGGUUUUCGAUUUUAAUUCGGUUUUUGAUAGUUGUCGUAAAAUUAUUAUGUACCUGUUAAAUAUUUUUGUACCAGUCACUUGGAAUUCUGAUGGUAAGAACUAUAAUAAGAAGUCAUCAGCAAAAGUCGAUACUCUAAUACCAAAAAGUGUCAAUUAUCAUUUUACAAGAGUUUGCAACUACAGCUGCGGAUUUUGCUUUCAUACUGCCAAAACUUCUUUUAUGUUACCGUUGGAUGAGGUUAAACGUGGAUUCGAUUUAUUGAAAAAAGCAGGAAUGGAAAAAAUAAACUUUAGCGGAGGGGAACCGUUUUUACCAAAACGUGGCAAGUUCUUGGGCGAAAUGGUCCAGUACUGCAGAGAAACUUUAAAAGUCUCAGUUUCAAUUAUUUCAAAUGGAUCCAUGAUUACUGAAAAGUGGCUCCAGAAAUAUGGCAAAUUUGUUGAUAUCCUUGCUGUUUCAUGUGAUUCAUUCAAUGAAGAAACAAAUACAAAAAUUGGCAGACGUCAAGGUAGCAGUGAUCACGUUAAAAAAUUAUGGCAAAUUAGAGACUGGUGCACGAAAUACGACAUUCUCUUCAAAAUAAAUACUGUGGUUAAUACCUAUAAUCAACAUGAAACUAUGAUUGAUGAAAUAAAGCAGUUGAAUCCUAUUAGGUGGAAAGUAUUCCAAUGUCUACUCAUUGAAGGAGAAAAUGCCGGUGAAGAAGCUUUAAGAAAUGCAGCAGACUUCUAUAUUUCUGAAGAAACUUUUAAAGCGUUCAUAAAGAGGCAUGAAUCAAUCCGGUGUAUUGUUCCAGAGUCCAAUGAUAAAAUGCAAAACAGUUAUUUAAUAUUGGAUGAAUAUAUGAGAUUUUUGGAUUGCCAAGGCGGUUCCAAAGAGCCAUCGAAAUCCAUACUGGAUGUUGGAGUUGAAAACGCACUCAGAUUCUCUGGGUUCGACGAGGCCAUGUUCAAAAAACGCGGAGGUUUCUACAAGUGGUCGAAAGAAGCCAACAAAAUGUCUUGGUAGAAAAAAGUUAUAAUAAUAAUUGACAUGCAAUUGUGCAAACAGUAUUAUUGAUGUAAUAUGUUUUAUCUACGACCUGCACAAUAAGUGACUAUUAUGUCCCUAAUUUUUGCUCAUUUGCGUUAUGUAAUGAGCCCUAUUACCGCACUGGCACGCGUUUAUUAUCGCACUAGUGCGGUAAGAGGUCAUCAUUUUUUUUUAAACUACAUAAUCGAGUACACAAUAGUUAUUUAUAAUUUUUUUGCUUGUUAGUGACUUCAGUAGAUAUUCCGGUUGGUUUUUCUGAGAAAGAUUGGAUUUAGGCAAAAAUAAACGGCGUUGAAGAAGAUAGGCAAAUACACAUUUUCUUCUUCUAUGUCGUUCAUUUUUGACCUAAAUCCAACCCUUCUCGAAAAAACUAACGGGUUAUUUAAAAUAGACAAACGACAAUAGUCACUUAUUGUGCAGGUCGUAGAUAAAAUGUUGUAUAUCACACGUACGGUAAGGCUCAUUACAACACUCGUCGAGGCAAUAUUUCCGACUCGUUACUGUAAUGGAGCUCAUACCGUACCGGUAAUAUAAACACUAUUAUCACUUAUUUGUAUACAUUUUUUUUAUGGACUUUAUGCAUAGCUAGUAGUGACAAUUUAACAUCUAAAAAGAGGCCGAGAUGCAAUUGUUUGGGCCAGAACAUUUACCACCGCUUUAAUGGAAAUUGCAAUAUAUUUUAUUUGUUCAUUUUUAAAUUUUAGAUAUUUGUUCAAUAAAUAGUAUAUUACAAUCAGAGACGGGAAAUUAGCUAUUACUGUCGAGAGAUUUUAUAGUUUAUCGAGACCUGUAGCGUCGAGAUAAACUAUAUCUCGAGACAGUAAUUAAAUUUCCUGUCGAGCAUAGUAUACUAUUUUAUUUUUAACCAUAAUUUUUGCUAAUUUAAAUUAGAAAUGAAAUUGAACGUGAACGUAGCUUCAUGCUAUUUGCUUGAAUUUUAUGUCAUUGUCAUCAAUUUUGAAAAAAAUUUGACAAUACCUGCCACAUAUAAAUAUAAUGAAACGAGGACGGGAAGUGAGGACGGAAAAUGGGGACGGGAAGUGGAGCAGGGAAAUGAAAAGACAGUAAAGUGACAUUUCCAAAUUUUUAAAAAGACUGUAAUGUCAACAUUACAUAAUAUAUGGUUAAAAAUAAUAGUAUAUUAUAUGCCUAGGUAGAGAAGUUGGUCAUUAUAUAUACCGAGCGCUUUUAUAUAUAAUGCGUGAGGUAUAUAAUGACUUUCUCUACCGAGGAAUAUAUAGAUUUUUUUUUACUACUGCUAGUAGAAAAUAAAAAAUUUGCUUAAAAUCUGUGCUCUAAUUAUUUUUUUUUGAACGCCCUCUUGAAAGUGCUGCCCUCUAUCAACAGCUUAUGAUAACUUCCUAUGUACCUACAGAAACCUGUAUUUUGUUUUAAAUUGACGCAUGAAAUUGAAAUUGGACCAAUAGAAACAUGACAAUAUCCUUGCGUCAUGACGUCAUUUUCAUUAUUGACCUAGGGACUUUUUCAUUAUUUUCAUUAUUCACCUAGGGAGAGAAAUUCAAUUUUU